Grosmannia clavigera kw1407 is the source of this 1335-nucleotide messenger RNA. RefSeq names its product cop9 signalosome subunit 1. The record is from RefSeq and is a predicted model, not a curated record. The coding region runs from base 1 to 1335 and encodes 444 amino acids. Gene Ontology annotation, cellular component: COP9 signalosome. The transcript has 4 exons. Lineage: Eukaryota; Fungi; Ascomycota; Sordariomycetes; Ophiostomatales; Ophiostomataceae.
AUGGCGGCAACAGAUGGAGAAGCUGGCUUGGAGGCCUUCUUCGCGUUGAUGCACAACGAGGGCGGCAUCAUUGUACAAGGUGCAUCACGAUUUGAGCGACUCCUUCUGAUCGGACAAUGCUCCCCUUCGUUGUGCGUCGAUUCACUCAAAGCCGCGGUGAUUGAGGCGAAGAAGGGGAAGGAUGUGCGUCGUUACCGAGAGGCAUGGAAUUACAUGCGGGUUGCAGCACCCAACGAUGCUCUGGCACAGUUGGACAAGAAAUGGAUCGACGCCACCGAGGCAGCCAACACAGCAGAGACCAAGCAUCUCGAGAAAGAGCUGAAGGCCUAUAAAAAUAACCUGGUGAAGGAGAGCAUUCGGAUGGGUCACGAAGAGCUAGGAAAGCAUCUGCAAUCGAUCGGCGACCUUGCCGGAGCUGCCGAGGCAUAUAAUCGCAUGCGGCCAGACGUCAGCACGCCGAAGCACAUUGUCGAUGUUGGCAAGCACCUCGUCAGCGUGGCGAUCGAGCGACGAGAUUGGCCAGGAGCAGUCGGGCAUUUGAACAAGGUUACUGGAUUGCAAGGAAGCGAGGAAGACAAGUCCUACUUGCCGUACUUGCGCUCCAUGACUGGACUCGCCUAUCUCGGCCAGUCUAAGUACCUGACAGCAGCUAAGCUGUUCCUAGAAGUUGAGAGCAGCGUUUCGAUUGCCAAGGUGACCGGUGGAAUGAUGACGGGCAACGACGUCGCAGUAUACGGCGGCUUGCUAGCACUCGCAUCCAUGGACCGGAAAGAUCUCCAGACCAAGGUGCUAGAGAACUCUAGGUUUCGAUCGUACCUAGAACUAGAACCGCACAUCCGCCGAGCCAUUGCGCAAUUUGUCAACGGUCGUUACGCUGCGUGCCUCUCGAUCCUCGCAUCCUACCGACCGGACUAUCUGCUAGACCUGUACCUGCAGAAGCAUGUUAGCACCCUCUAUGAGCAGAUACGGGUCAAGUGCAUUAGCCAGUACCUCAUACCGUUCUCCUGUGUCACUCUGGCAAGUAUGGAUGCGGCGUUUGCGGAGCCUGGCGGGUCCGUAGAAGAAGAGCUGGCUACUAUGAUUCGUGAUAGCGUCAUUGAUGCCCGCAUCGACUCGAUCAACAGGCUGGUUGUUACGACCAAAGAAAACCCACGAGUCAAGAUGCAGAGGCAAGGCUUGGACGCCUUUACCGCAUUUAACAAGGAGGCAACUGAGCGGAUUCGCAGGAUGAGUCUUCUUGCUGCCGACCUCGGAGUAAAAGGCCCCCGGAGGCAGCAUGCCGCCAUGCCCGAUGUUUCCGAUAGCUGGUAUGAGUCUUCAGUCAACGAGACAUGA